Messenger RNA from Pocillopora damicornis (cauliflower coral), 4144 nucleotides. RefSeq names its product inositol polyphosphate-4-phosphatase type I A-like. NCBI's taxonomy places the organism in Eukaryota, Metazoa, Cnidaria, Anthozoa, Scleractinia, Pocilloporidae. Gene Ontology annotation, cellular component: cytoplasm. The record is from RefSeq and is a predicted model, not a curated record. Gene Ontology annotation, molecular function: phosphatidylinositol-3,4-bisphosphate 4-phosphatase activity.
UGAAGCAAAACCCUUAGGACUGGUAACUAGCCAGCUUAUUGUUAUGCUAAAAUGGAGGAUACCUCGAGCGAACCCGGAUUUCCCUAAAAUAUGAGAUUUAACCAAAAGGAACUCGCUUUUAUUGCUACAAGAACAGACAUUCCCUUUGACAAGGAAGAUGUAUUGUGGUUGAAGGAGAAAGAAGGCCAUUUCUGGCAAAGGAACGAAGUUUAUACAGAAAGAUGGUUUCGCCUCAGAGGAAAUCUGCUGUUCUACUUCAAGACAAAAGACAAGACCUCUGACCCUGUUGGUGCUAUAGUGCUUGAACGGUGCCAAGUGUUAAAAGACUCACCAACUCAGAAGAAGCAUGGAUUCACAAUUGUGUUUGAUGAAGAUGACACUCAGCGGUAUCAUCUCAGAGGAAAAUCAACCAAAGAUACAGAAGAAUGGAUGGAAAAGAUAAAAAAUGCCAGUUAUGAAAGUUUAAGAAGCAAGCUUCUUAGCUUGAGGAAACAGCUGAUGGAGAUUACUGGAAAGGAUCCACUUCCAGAUUUUCAUCCUCUAGCCCAACAAGAGCCCCUCAAGCCUGGCAUUGGUCAGUACUCAUCUACAAGUACAGCAGAUGCUGAUGAAACUCCUUUCUUGGAAAUGUGUAUUGCUUGUCAUCAGCUGAUUAGUUCAGAGGAAGGACAACUGCCAAAUGCCUUUGUUGAAAUUAGAACCAUGACCCCACCCUCAACAUCUUGGAGUAAACAUGCACAGACUGAAAUAAUUGAGCAAAAAAUUGACCCAUAUUUUCUGACAACUGUGGUGUUCCCUGAGGGAACAGUGAAUGAGAUGACUCGUUUAAAAUUAGCGGUGUUUGAUGUUAGAGACAGAGAAAAAGAAGAGAUGUCCUUGUUGGGGCAAGCAAUGUGCACAAUGGGAGACAUUUUAACAUCAGUUGAUCAGAAAUUGCUCUUAACUUUGACUCCUCUUGAUUCACCUGAUGCCUGUGGAACUGUCACAGUACUCGGAUGGAAGGUGGAUGGUCGUAAAUCAUCAAAAAGAAUUUCUCAAAUUGAGGUAAAGGUAUUUUUAGUCACGUAUAGUGCGGUUGGUCUGAGUUAUUCCCUUAGCUAAGGAGUAUCUUUGUCAUUGCAGAAGGAGGAUGAUGUGGGAACUAGGAAAAAUAGCGGAAGAUCUAUGGCGAUGGUGGAACACAUUCAGAAAAGAAGUUACAGAUUCCCAACCACGAUGCGAGGUGUUGUCCUCAAAGUGGUGGAAAUGAUGGGAGAGAGCGUCCUCACUUUCAAAAUACCAAUUCAGCUGUUGAAAAUGUAUAUCGCAGAGGAGCAGCAGAAGAUUCUUGAGCUUCACCACCUGGGAGAUUUGAACCCUAACUGGGAAAAUGCUCGGCAAGAGAUCCUUGACAAUCAUUUCAAGCUCAUCUGUGCUUACAAAGGCAAUCUUCAAGAACUUGUUCCUUUACAAGGUACAUUUUUUAAGCCUGCGAGACUCAGAAAUGAUAAGAAACUGGCUUUUAUUCCAAUUAAUCUGCACAUUCAGAGAAUGAAGGUUAUGCAAGACAAUGAGGGAGGGACAUUGUAUGACAUGGUCACCGUCGGUGCUCCAGCUGCUCAUACGCUUAAAUUUGGCCAGGGAGGACUAAGGCGACUGUACACGACACUUAGGAAGGCACAACAGAGUGGUGGGGAGAGUGAAAACAAAGCUCCAGUGGUGAAACAGCUUAGAGUUAAUUUGGAAAAAUUUAAGUCCCAACUGAGCCAACAUUGUGAAAAUGUCAAGAAGGCCAUCAGAUCGGGAGAUGUGACAAAUCUUUUGGAAACCAUGUCGCGUCUUUCAGACAAGGCAACGCAGUUAUUGAAAUUUCGUGAAGCCCCUUUGGUGGUAGAAUCAUUAGCGUCGCUUGAGAAAGCUGUGCCUUCUCCUAAAGAGGAAGAUUCGCCUACAGACGGAGAUAAUUUCUGGAAUGUUCAGAUAUUUACCAAACCUAGUGCUAAGUGCCAGGAACUGUCUACUCUCGUCAAUCAGAGCCUCGUCAUGAUGCAGAGUCACAUGGAAAGUAUGGUUCAGAAUGCUCGGUCACCUGAAGGAAAAUCUUGGGUGGAAGUGAUUUUAUCUGAGGUGCAUGACUUUUCCAGAGCUGUAGACGGUCUAGUGAAGGAAAUCUAUCUGGGAAUGAUAUUCCUUCAGUUACAGGAAGAAGCCAAACACGCCUCUCUACUGUACGAAAUUCGAAGAAGGCAGGACAUUGUUUUCUCUCACGCAGUCACGGCUUUGGUGGCUGGGUUUGUUUGUAAACUUCACACAUCAUUCUCCAACGCUGUGUAUCUAAAGCAACUUGUUCAGAUUGGGUUUCUGGCACAUUUUGAGAGCCUUCUUACCACAAACGGGGAUGAAAUGGGAAUGCUGGAAGACGUGUGUGUGAGCAUAAGUAACCUAACGUGCGUCAAAUUUAAGUUCAAACUGUGUGACAGAGAAGAUGAAAUCCCAACUUUAAGUGGGAACAGGUCUUAUAUUCAAGUGAACGUGUCACUUCCGCCUGUCCACUUCCGGAGACUGCCACGUGACUUACAGGAAGGUCGUUUAGUCAAGGUCAUUCCAGUGCUCUUUACACAAGGCAUCAAUGAACACGCUACAUUGGCUGAAAGAUUUGGAGAUACCAGCCUACAAGAAAAGAUCAAUGGUGAUAACUAUAGUAUCCUAAAUUUUUACCUUGAACAGUUCAAAGACAAGUUUCCCGACGCAAUUGCCUCCAGAAGGGAAGGUGAUCAUAGUGUGGAGCAGCUAAUGAAGUCCUUGAAAUCAAACAUUGAAAGCAGACGAGGGAAGAAUGUGGACAUUCUCCUCAUCAGCGAAGAGAUUUGUUGGAGGUUGAACGGAUGCCGUUUCAUGAGUUGUAAAAGCGCAAAAGACCGAACAGGAAUGGGAAUCACUUUGGAGCAGUGCAUGAUCCUCAAACGGGAACACAACAUGGACUCACAGUUUUUCCAGCAGGCCUUAGACGCCAUGAGAAGUGAAGGGACGAGACGAGAAAAUACAUUCAAGAACACUGGAAUACGAAGAUAUGCCUUCAAUUCGUGGCAAGUCAUGGCUUUGCCCAAACUCUAUCGACCCCCUGACGGUACUUACGGAAAAAAUGUUCAGACUUGAUAACAAGAAAGUGGAAAACAAGUCAUGAGGAAAAAAAAGACUUUAUACCAUAGUCAAUGCGUUAUUCAUUUCAAACAAUUUUCUCGAACUAGAAUGUCACGCGUUCUUCUCGAACGUUUUGUAAACUUGUCACGCUAUGCUCUCUUUAAAUGGAGCAAAGGUAUGAUACGAGAUGUCAUUAACCUUUCCAGCCAUUGAAAAUGAGCAUGCUUGGAUUGUUCUAUCUUUUUACAGAAAUAUAUUCCCCCCCUUUGAUGCUUUCGAAUAUUUGCCUGUUGCGUCUUACUUGAGAAAUGAAUUGGAAAUUUUUUGUUCAUUAAUAACAAUUAUUCACCGACACUAUGGUAAAUAAUUGUCUUAGCAAAGACUUAGUAUAGACUACACAGCAACCAAAAAAUGAAUUUUCUGUCAAUACACCGAAGAAGGAAAUUAAACUCUUGACGCCGGAUUUUUUCCCCUGCUGCUCGGAGGGGAACAUUACUGGCUAAAUACUUCCGAACCGGGCAAUCAGCGCGCGCGGAAAACACUAUUCACCUGUGUGGUAUAUACUAAUUUUGAUUAACGCUGGCGUGAGGCAAGAAGUAAAUUAGGAGGGUUUACUAAGAAAUAAAACAUUUAAGAUUCUAAGUAGACACAGAGGUUGCAGUGAUUUUCUAAAUUGCAAAAAUUUGUACAUAUCUCUAUUUUCUUCACUUCCAAGAUAGUUUUUGGGCGAAUGAUUAAAAACUUGUGGAGGAUGUGAAAAUUCAUCACUCUAAGUUUGUAUUCCAAUAAUGUUUGGAGAGUAUUCGAAAAUAAAGAUUCAAUUUUAUGAAUAAUAAUUCAUUCUGCAGAAAGCGGAAAGUAAUUGUAUAAUCUGAACUGAAGCCUAUUUUCAUUUUAACUUUAAAUGCGCAGGAAAUUAUUAUAUUUAGGAAAGAUUCCGAAAAUGUAACUUAGAUUGGUGGUAAGAAACUAUGAUGAGGCUACUAUUGCAGAAUAAUGAAUAAAGAGAAGUUAUUUCACUCAA